AUGGAUAAGUCUUCUUUGCUUUCUCUUGGUCUUUGCUUACUUGUCAUGUUUCAUGUCUCCUUAGCUCAGAUUGGGCAUCAUCAAUCAUGGGGAGCCCAAAGACAGCAGCAUCAUCAGUGGCAGCCUCUGCGGCAGCAUCAGCAGGAGCAACGCCGGUUCAGAGAAGAGAGAGACUGUAGGAUUGAGAACCUCAAUGCUCUUGAACCCACUCACAGGGUAGAGUCCGAAGCUGUGAUCGAGUUCUGGGACCAGUAUAACGACCAAUUGGAGUGUGCCGGCGUUGCCUUUGCUCGCUAUUCUAUCCGACCCAGAGGCCUACUCUUGCCUUCCUACACCAGUGCACCUAAGCUUAUCUUCAUUGUCGAAGGUAGGGGAUACCAACAAAACUCGUUACCAGGUUGCCCUGAGACAUUCCAAUCAUCCCAACGAGAAGGACAAGGAGGAGAAGGAGAACAAGGCUAUCAAUCCAGAGAUCAGCACCAGAGUAUCCAACGGUUCCAACGAGGUGAUAUCCUGGUUGUUCCCAACGGCAUGGCACACUGUAUCUACAACGAUGGAGAAAACAAUCUCGUCCUCGUUGCCCUUUACGACUCCACCAACGACUUAAACCAGCUUAACAAUAGAAACAGGAAAUUCCUCCUCGCUGGAAACCCACAAAGACAGGAACAAGGCUCACAAGGCUCACAAGGCUCACAAGACUCACAAGGCUCACAAGUCAGCCUCUUCAAUGGCUUCGAUACGCAAUGGUUGUCUGAAGCGUUGGGAGUGGAUGAGGAGACUGCAAGGAGGCUACAGGGUGAAGACGACAACAGGGGCAUUAUCGUGAGUGUGGAGCAUGGGCUUCAGGUGAUAUCCCCACCAAGAGGGGAAGAAGAGGAACAGAGAGAGCGACAAGGGAGACCAUGGAAUGGGUUGGAGGAAACCUUCUGCAGCGUGAGGCUCAGGGAGAACAUAGAGGACCCUACAAGAGCUGACGUGUACAACCCACAUGGCGGACGCAUCACCAGCCUCAACAGCGAGAAGCUCCCCAUUCUCAACUACCUCCAACUCAGCGCCGAGCUUGGCGUCCUCUACAGCAAUGGGAUACUUGCACCACACUGGAACAUCAACGCACACAGCGUGAUCUACGUGACAAGGGGAAAUGCAAGGGUGCAGGUCGUGGGGAACAAGGGAGAGAGAGUGUACGAUGGGAAUCUGAGUGAAGGACAGUUGCUGGUGGUGCCUCAGGGCUAUGUGGUGCUGAAGCAGGCGACCGAUGAGGGGUUCGAGUGGAUAUCGUUUAAGACAAACGAAAACGCCAUAACGAGCCAUCUGGCUGGGAGGACUUCGGCGUUGAGAGCAUCGCCGGAGGAGGUGCUGGUGAAUGCGUAUCAGAUCCAAAGGGAGGAAGCUAGGAGGAUUAAAUAUGGCAGAGAUGAAGCUGUGGUUUUGUCUGCGUCAAGGUCUGGGUACCAGGGACAGGGCCAGAGACAGGGCCAGGGCCAAAGACAGGGCCAGGGCCGCCAAGGCCAAGGAAGGCCUUCUGCGUGAUCAAAUAUGCAAUAUUAGGGUUCUUAGAGAAUAAAAACCUUUCUCCGUUGGGGGUUCCGAACUCGGCCCUGGUUAGGUUUUGUAGCCUAGUCCUGUAGUAGGAAUAAGCAACUUUUGAGUGUUGAGUUAAUAAUAAGUAAACAUUUUGGGUAACAAAAUAAAUUAAAUCUACUUUUAAUCAC
Macadamia integrifolia is the source of this 1712-nucleotide messenger RNA. RefSeq names its product cocosin 1-like. Gene Ontology annotation, molecular function: nutrient reservoir activity. The record is from RefSeq and is a predicted model, not a curated record. NCBI's taxonomy places the organism in Eukaryota, Viridiplantae, Streptophyta, Magnoliopsida, Proteales, Proteaceae.